AGAUGUUGUUUUGCCUUGGCGAGGUGAAAACGCCACGCCCUUUCUGUGGGCGUGCUUUCAGGCCGCUCUGUUGUAUCUGAUCUGGAGCGCAGAGCGCGCGCACUAGUGGCAGCCUCACGCGCAGUCGUCUCGCGUCUGGAUAUGCCUUAACGAGCUCUGCGCGCGACGAUGUUAAGCAGAAAAUCGGAAAUGUCCGGCAGCGCGCUCGCGCCUGCAGCCGUGGACCGCAGCAGGGUGGCGGAGAGGCUGCGGGCGGCGUUUGCGGGGCUGCAAGAGCUGCAACAUUUGCGGGAAAAACAGGGCGACAUGGUGCAGCGCGCGCUCCGCAUGGAAACGGACACGCACAAGGAGAGUGAGCAAGCGAACAGUGGUGUGUGUUUGCACCAAAGUGACGAAGUGGCAAACCGAGCCGAGGAGCAGCAGCGACUUGAGGCGACGCUCACAGCCCUGAAACAGCAACUGACCCGUUUGCGCAGGCAAGAUGUCGGACUAAAAACACACCUGCAGCAACUGGACCAGCAGAUCAAUGAGCUUAAACUGGAUGCUUGUAAAACUUCUGCUGAACACCUUGAGAGUGACAGCCGACCCAGUUCAGGAUUUUUCGAGCUCAGUGAUGGUGGUUUGGGCUCUCUGUCGAACUCCUGCACGUCUGUCUACAGUGAAUGUCUCUCAACUUCAUCUCAAGUAAGCCUCCUUCCACACUCCUCGGGCUUCUCGGCUGUUCACGGGUGUAACGCCCAAGCGCAGGCUGAUGUGUGCCGUAGACGUUCUGCGGACGAGUCUACGGCCCAACCGGACAUUCCACGAGGGCUGGGUGUCCGUCUUGGGAGUAGUGGAAUACGAACAAGUUCAAUCAGCUCAGAGAGAGCCAGACAAAGGCCUGUCUCGACAGGUGAUAUUGAUAGAGUUAUCAAUCCUGCAUUUGCUUCAUACAAACCUGCUGAUGGUAAAACAUCCACGCUGUCCAGUAAGUUUAUUGAACUCAACAUGGAUCCAAAAUAUCAGAGCAACCUUGUAUCCCACAAUGGUACUGAAGUGUACUGCUACCCCAGCCCCCUGCAUGCUGUAGCCCUCCAGAGUCCUAUCUUCUCUCUCAGUGGAGAUAAGGGAGGACCUGUGGGCAUAGAUACCCAGGAUAAACACACCAAAAUGGGACUAUCUAAGGACACACUUCCCAAGCAAGAGUCAAGUGGCCCCAAAGCUGAGGGUUAUAUUGUGAAACUGCUCCAGCGCAGCUCAAGUAAAAUGAGCCUCCUAAGUGAGUUAGGUGUGGAAAAAUGUCCGGUUCCAGAUAGUAUUGCUCAGGAUCAUGGGAUUUUGGGGUUCAGAAUGAAGCAAGAGAAGGAUAAAGUUCAGGAACCCCUAGAGCGGAAAAUCGAGAAUCCAGUAAUUGAUGUAAAGAAAUCACCACCAAGAUCUGCUAACAAUGAGCAAAUGAACCUGAAUAUCAUUAAGGCAGAAGAUUACAGACAAACAUGUCCUGUUCAGUAUUCAAGGACCCAAAAACCUACCACAGCAAUGGUUCAAGAGAAGGAGGAUGAGCCUAGAGAUCGGUCUGAUCACGGGAUAGGCUGUGAGGAAGCAUCAACCAUUACAAAGGUUUCUGAGCGGAGACCGAGCUUUACCUUCUCUAAUAAGGAAAAUAAAAGCAGAGACGGAGAUUGCACUCAUACUGCUACAGAGUUUGUUUGUGCUCAGUUUGUGCCUGCGGGGUCUCAGAGGGUGAAAGUGCGUCAGGCAGACAAAAAGACCAAGGCUGUGAAACUGCGUAAGAAGGGACAUGAGAAACCAACAGGUAAGAAGCACAAUCUGAAGCACUCAUUUAGGGAUCAUGAAAAGGAUAAAGGAUAUAGCACUAAAAUGCGUGGGGAUAGAAAUCCAAAGCAGUUCAAUUCAGAGAGAGAUUGGUUCGAUGCUUCUGUUAUGGAGCCCAUACUUCAUUCUUGUUCAGAAUCCAGUCUUUUGGGGUCUGGAAAUCUAUGUGGUACUAACCUUCAGUCAAAUCGACAGCAGAAACAUACAUCCAAAUCCAGCAAAACCCCAAAGAUUCAGUUUCCAGACUUGGAGAAUGUAUCUCGAAAGAAGCAAAGCUCUCAAAAAUGUCCCCAUGCUUCGGAGAUCCAGGUUCCACAUGCUCCCCCAGCCCACUACCAGAGGUCCAGGGAGGUGUCUAUUCAGAAAGUUACACAAAAGUCAGGAAUGGUGAGAAGUCUGAGCAUGAGACCUCGCUCGGGCCACUGGGGUGGUGUUUCUCGUCCACUUCAUCCCUCUCUGUCCUCCUCUUCUUACUUUAGCAACCUGAACUUGAGAUACCCCCCUGCACCCCUGUCUACACACUACCCACCCAGGUGUGAGUCAGAGUAUUCGGCCGAGUGUGCCUCUCUCUUUCACUCGACCAUCAUGGAGAGCAGCGAGGGAGAGCUGAGUGACUACACCACCAACCGCUUUGGAGACAGCGAGUCCAGCCAGGAGUCUCAAACUGGUUCUGACUCAGACAGCAGCCUGUCACUGGACGAAGAUGAUCUGUAUGAGGAAGAUGAGGACGAAGGAGGUCUGGUCUGGGCUGAGGCUACUGUGGGCCCCACAGCCAACGAGCUGUCCAUUCAACAGCAGCUUCGCCCUGAACCAGCUUCGUGUCGCAUCAAAGCAUCCAGAGCACUGAAGAAGAAGAUUCGCCGCUUUCAACCAGCCUCGCUUAAAGUCAUGACUCUGGUAUAGUCUUCAUGCUUCGUUUCAUUGGUCAGAAGUUUACAGAAUUCUUGCAUUGAUUACAACAGUUUUCAAAUACUAUAAUUGCAUAUUGUCUGUGCGUGUUCUAGGAAAAGAGACUAAUGACAUGUUCUGUAUCUUUAUGCCAUGCACUCAAUAUUAAAGAAUAAUUCCUAUUAACAUUUUAUGUAGCCAAAGUGUUUAUGCCUUAGCUUCUCAUAUAACUGCUUCUCAUAUUCUACCCAUGCACCAAAGAUUACUCUUAUUGCCUGUUUAAAAAACUGUUGCAUACUGUAUAUAUUGUUGGUGUUUGUUUUUUGCAUAUUCAAAACAACCAAAAAAAGUAAUCUAGUUUAAAGAUAUACUGUAUUUUGUUUCCUUAAAAGCCAUUUUCCUGUGUAUAAUUAUAUUUCACAUCUGUUUUUUUAUGCAUAUUAA
This is a messenger RNA of Clarias gariepinus (North African catfish), 3147 nucleotides long. It is a transcript of the gene dact2, whose product is annotated as dishevelled-binding antagonist of beta-catenin 2. NCBI's taxonomy places the organism in Eukaryota, Metazoa, Chordata, Actinopteri, Siluriformes, Clariidae. The record is from RefSeq and is a predicted model, not a curated record. Gene Ontology annotation, cellular component: cytoplasm. Bases 169 to 2718 code for a protein of 849 amino acids. The transcript is spliced from 4 exons. Gene Ontology annotation, biological process: negative regulation of nodal signaling pathway.